Cherax quadricarinatus is the source of this 532-nucleotide messenger RNA. RefSeq lists its product as uncharacterized. The record is from RefSeq and is a predicted model, not a curated record. NCBI's taxonomy places the organism in Eukaryota, Metazoa, Arthropoda, Malacostraca, Decapoda, Parastacidae.
AGCCACAACACCCGCCACAAUAUGUUAACCCAGUGCACAGCAUGCAUGAUUCUCCUUGCCUCGCUAGCAGCGGCGGCGCCAGAGAACUUUCCUCACUUCCAGACCUACAGGGCCACGGGAGUACUGAAGCCCGAGUCCAAGGAACUUGGUUCAUCCGAGAGACUUGUCGCUGCCACCAUCGACCUUCUCCCGGAGAUCGCCGACGUCUUCGAGCGAGUGGGAGGUGUCUCCUCCAACGACCCUGAGGCAGUACAACAGGCGAUAGUUGAGUUCCUGCCUCUCACACGCACUUCCAUAAAGGCGGCCGCCGAGGCAGAGGGAAGAGAAGUUAAUGAAGAUCACUUAAGGAGGCUCAGUGCUGCUGAAGCAGUAAUGCCCGCCGUGAAUGACUUCAUGAACAGACUCAGAAGAAUCAACUUCUUCAGGAUCACAGAUAAUCAGCAGCAACAGUAUCAGUAACUUGAUCAAUGGAUACUAAAUAUGCUACUCUUUCCUGUAUAUUUUUCUUGACCUAUAUAGAGCACUUCACUAU